This is a messenger RNA of Ceratitis capitata (Mediterranean fruit fly), 983 nucleotides long. It is a transcript of the gene boca, whose product is annotated as LDLR chaperone boca. The coding region runs from base 109 to 672 and encodes 187 amino acids. The record is from RefSeq and is a predicted model, not a curated record. Gene Ontology annotation, biological process: protein folding. Lineage: Eukaryota; Metazoa; Arthropoda; Insecta; Diptera; Tephritidae. The transcript is spliced from 2 exons.
UUAACUUCGCUCAUUUGAUGGAAGUGCAUAUGUAGUGACGUGUUUUGUUUACGAUUUGCUUGUGAUUCGUUUUGAUAAAAGUUUUAAUAAUAAAAAAUUAGCGAAAGAAUGCGGCUUAUAAUAUUAAUAGCUUUGUUGGCACUGUUGCCUUACACUUUAACCAAAAAAGCGGAAAAUGGUAAAAAACCGGAUUGGGCGAAAAAAGACAUUCGCGAUUUUACAGAUGCAGACAUGGAACGCCUGUUGGACCAGUGGGAGGAAGAUGAAGAACCCUUGGAAGCUGAUGAGUUACCUGAGCAUUUACGCCCACAACCAAAAAUUGAUCUAUCAAAUCUAGACAGCAAGAAUCCAGAAAAUAUUUUGAAGGCUUCUAAGAAAGGUCGCACGUUAAUGACGUUCGUAUCCGUCGAUGGAGAUCCAACACGUGAGGAAGCAGAGACUAUUACAAAGUUGUGGCAGACUAGUCUCUGGAAUAAUCAUAUCCAAGCCGAACGCUAUAUGGUGGAUGACGAUCGUGCGAUAUUUCUAUUUAAAGACGGUUCGCAAGCCUGGGACGCAAAGGAUUUCUUGGUGCAACAAGAGCGUUGUAAAGGAGUCACUAUUGAAAACAAGGAAUAUCCCGGUGCAUGGAGCAGAAGCAAUAGUAAAUCAAAUGAUAAAGAGGAACUUUAAGAGUAAAUUGUUCUAGUUUGAAAUUUUGUGCAUUUAUGCGAAACAAGUUCUCAAAUAGUAUUUAUAAGGUAAAAAGAAAUCACUCAUAUUGAUUGCAUAAUUUAAUAAUAGAAAUAUUAAUAUUUAAUUGAUAUUAUUAAUUUUUGUUUUGCCAAAACUCUGGAAUUAACCAUUUUAAAGCUACUAGUAUAUAAAGGAAAUGUACCUAUAAAGAACAAAAGUAUCUUGAACAUACAAAUAUUUUUUUAUUGUACGCAUGAUUGUACGUUUAAACAGUUCUGGGAGAAUAAAUUGAUAAGAAACUUUAAAAA